Messenger RNA from Cutaneotrichosporon oleaginosum, 1349 nucleotides. RefSeq lists its product as uncharacterized. The record is from RefSeq and is a predicted model, not a curated record. Lineage: Eukaryota; Fungi; Basidiomycota; Tremellomycetes; Trichosporonales; Trichosporonaceae. Gene Ontology annotation, molecular function: beta-ureidopropionase activity.
CUCUCACGGCGGUGCUACUCACUCAUAACCACUCAACCCACUUGUGACUAGUACAUAUACACCACGAUGCCCAAACUCCGCAUCGCCCUCGCUCAGACCUCACCCGUCAGCGCUCCUCUGGGCGCCAUACCGCCUGAGCCAUUCGCAAACAUCGAGGCCAACCUGCGCGACGUCGCAUCUCGCGUCGCCGAGGCCAAGUCCAACGGCGCCGACGUCGUCGUGAUCCCCGAGUAUGGGACGCAGGGCAUCUGCGAUGGGCGGCAGUACGUAACAUUUGCAGCCGAGCACAUAUUAGACUUUCUGCGUGAGCUUGCUCGUAAGCAUUCAAUCAGCCUCGUGGGCACGGUGGUGGUGGGAACACCACACGCACUGUCCUCGGCGCCGAGGCCCCACCGCUCCCCGUUCCGCCACCUCCUCGACAAUGUGCCCACCCCGACGCCUGAGCAGAUGGAGUGGGCAGAGUGGAUGAAGGCCUACGUGCAGACAGAGGAGACACUCCCUGUCCUCACGAACGAGGCGUUCUUCAUCGACGAGCACGGCGAGAUGAUCGGGCAAUACACCAAGCGCAACUUGUGGCACCCUGAGCGCGCGUAUCUCACGGCGGGGCAGCGCGCGAACAGCGCCUUCAACACCAAGUGGGGCAAAGCCGGCCUGCUGAUCUGCUGGGACAUGUCGCACCCGAGCGACGCACAAGCGCUGGCGGACCAAGGCGUGGACCUCAUCUUCGUCCCGACGUACUGGACGGCGACGGACUCGCACCCCCAACUGCUCGAGUUCGAGCACGAGCCCGACUACGAGCGCAACAUGGUGACGUCGCUGUGUUUUGCGCGCGCGUGCGAGACCGAGACGAUCUGGGCGAUGUGCAACCCCGGCGGAGAGGGGGGAUUGAUGGGCGGCUCGGGGGUGUGGCAGCCUCUGCGGGGAUGGGUUGGGGGCUUUAAGGCGUCCGAAGUGGGGGUCACUUAUGCGGAUGUCGACACGGACGACCUGCGCGCGGCGCGAGAGCUGUACAAGGUUCGCGAGGACUAUGCGGCACGCACCACGAUGGAGCGGCAUGCAAAGUAGGUGCAAGGUGGACAGUGCGUUCCGUAAGCGGGAGUGCGGGCACAUUUGCAGGAACCCGCAUGGUGUGGAUGGCGGCGGCAUGUCUCGGAAUUGUCCGAGCGAGAGCUUGGAUGAGAGCCGACCAAGUAUGGCUGUGGAUGAUGUGAUGUGCUUCAGAUGUGCUGUGCUGGCCACGCAAGGCAAGAAGGGUGUGCUCCUGCUCAUCUACAGUACUACUCUCGACUCUCAUGUCGGCUCUGGCAGCGGUCCGUGGUCGGCAGCGUCCGGCAUGCCAAGCGGCAUGU